AUGACUGUUGAUGCGCCCAUAAAAGAAGAUGCGUGGAUACCCGAGAUGAAUCUUUUAGCCCCAAGAAGCUGGGACAAAACCAUAAAGUAUUGGGAUACUAGGCAGUCCAAUCCAGUACAUACUCAGCAACUCCCUGAUCGCUGUUAUACGAUGUCAGUGCGACAUUUUCUGAUGGUUGUGGGAACUACAGAUAGGAAUCUGAUUAUCUUCAACUUGCAGAAUCCACAGUUUCCAAUUGGGUUAACCGGCAUGAAAGAUGACGAUUUUGGCAUGAAUUCUCCUUUGAUGUGGCUCCGAGACACCGAUAGAGAUCUUCCAUCUCUUAAUUUUCAAGGACGGAGAAGGAUGGAAACCAUAGAUUUAAGAGUUUUUGGAAACUUAAGUCCCGUCAAAAAUCAAUCAAGGUUGUGGAAGGUGGAACAGUUAGGAAAUCCACAGAAUACCGUAUCUCAAAAUGCUAUUACAUUGCCACCGUUUCCUGGUAGGGAGUGCACAAUUGAUCAAGAAGGGAGCAAUGAUCAGCAAAGUAAUCUUUUAUUUGGUGUCAAUAUAGAUCCCACGGAGCAGGAUGAUGAGCAGUGGCGGAGCUAG
Molecule: messenger RNA, 591 nt
Organism: Trifolium pratense (red clover)
Lineage: Eukaryota; Viridiplantae; Streptophyta; Magnoliopsida; Fabales; Fabaceae
Product: poly(A)+ RNA export protein-like
Exons: 6
Coding region: 1-591 (196 amino acids)
Biological process (GO): RNA export from nucleus; transcription-dependent tethering of RNA polymerase II gene DNA at nuclear periphery
Cellular component (GO): nuclear pore
Molecular function (GO): RNA binding; ubiquitin binding
Source: RefSeq, a predicted model, not a curated record